UUGCUUUUUGUUCCGGUGUGUUUCAUUCGUUUCUUGCCCUUCGUCGAGCUCCCUUGUGCAUGAUGGAGUUUGAUUUUACAUGCGUUGUGUCUCAUCGUGCUGCCGUUGAUACUGCUUUGUGGAUUUUCGAAGUUAUAGCGUAUCACAAGCCUCAUUUGCUCUUCCGAAGAUUUCUUCCCACUGAUCGAGAACUGUUCUUCAAUUCCUAUCGGCCAUCGAUGAGUGUUGAAAAUUGUCCUCCUCUUGACUUCGGGUUCCGACGAGUCAGUUCCACCGACCGCUAUUAUGUUCAGUUUCCAGGUUAUGCUCGCUACCGCGACAUUUACCCGGUCCGGUUUGCACGAUUGCUCUGGUGGCUCGAGUCUGGUGAGGAUAUCUAUCACCGCAACUGUCGUUCAUCGCUCUUCUUCAAUGAACAAUUGCAGGAAGAAUUCCAUCACUCAGUGGCAAUGCAGAACGUACACCGUCUUCUCCGUCGGCUUUUGAUUGGCACCGAUCUUAUGCUGGUUAGUUCCUUGUAUUUCCAGUAGAAUACACAACU
This is a messenger RNA of Daphnia carinata, 541 nucleotides long. RefSeq lists its product as uncharacterized. Bases 60 to 530 code for a protein of 156 amino acids. NCBI's taxonomy places the organism in Eukaryota, Metazoa, Arthropoda, Branchiopoda, Diplostraca, Daphniidae. The record is from RefSeq and is a predicted model, not a curated record. The transcript is spliced from 2 exons.